Onychostoma macrolepis is the source of this 1453-nucleotide messenger RNA. RefSeq lists its product as uncharacterized. Bases 11 to 1309 code for a protein of 432 amino acids. The transcript has 6 exons. NCBI's taxonomy places the organism in Eukaryota, Metazoa, Chordata, Actinopteri, Cypriniformes, Cyprinidae. The record is from RefSeq and is a predicted model, not a curated record.
ACUCGAUGCCAUGUUGAAGGCCAUCAAGAACUGUGAGAUGCCUAAGGAGACCUGGACAAGUUAUGACAUCAGGGUUCUUUACAAAGCAAAUAGCUUUAGUGAGGCAAGGUUGAAACUUCGCCGGGCAGAAGAUGACACAGACCUCCAGUCAGAAGCAGAGGAGGGGAGGCCAGAAAAAAGAAAAACCAGACCAAACCAGCGCUUCCUCUCGAGUCAGGAGGAGUCUGAUGAGGAGCCUGUGAAGCACAAACCAGUCCUCCCUAAGGUGCCCUCCAUUCCACCUCUGCCGUCACUGUUGCGUGACGCCAUUUCCUCAUCAAAUGAAUCUCCUCCAGCUAGUCAACUUGCCUCGCUGCAGCCGUUUCGCGCCCUUGGACCUCCUGAGCCAUCCUACCAUCUUGCCCCUCAAUCGCCUCGCCACCAUGUAACUCCUGAGCCAUCCUGCCAUCUUGCCCCUCAAUCGCCUCGCCACCAUGUAACUCCUGAGCCAUCCUGCCAUCUUGCCCCUCAAUCGCCUCGCCACCAUGUAACUCCUGAGCCAUCCUGCCAUCUUGCCCCUCAAUCGCCUCGCCACCAUGUAACUCCUGAGCCAUCCUGCCAUCUUGCCUCUCAGCGAUCUCGCCACCAUGUAACUCCUGAGCCAUUACAUCUUUCCCCUCAAUCGUCUUGCCACCAUGUAACUCCUGAGCCAUCCUACCAUCUUGCCUCUCAGCCGUCUCGCCACCAUGUAACUCCUGAGCCAUUACAUCUUGCCCCUCAUGCUGCUUCUGACAUGGACCUGCACUCUGCAUUACUACGAGAGAUCAUUGCCAAACAGGAGGUGAUGUGUGAUAUGCAAAGAAAUCUGCUGCGCAUUGUUCAGGAUCUCUCUUCUACUUCUACACCUACACCACAUGGACACCACAUGGAUGGAAGUUUCCUGCCGUUGAGGGAUGCUGAGGCUCUUUUGGCGCUGGACCGUGAAAUUAAGACCGAGCCAGAGAAGAGAAAGGACUUGGUGCUGACACUGGGCCUGGCUGGGGGUGUGACCCUCAAGGACACUGUGUGGAGGGUCAUGAAGAUGCUGCUUCAGAAUGACUUGGCCUGCAAAAUUAAUUGGACAGGCCUCCAUGGCAAAACAUCAUUCCGGGGCCUAGAAGUCAAAAAUGUUGUUACAGAAGCCAUUCGGAGAAAUCCUGGAUGUAGAGAAUCCACGAACCAGGAGGUGGAGCAAUGGUUGAGGCGUUGGUUGUAUUUGGCUGGCGAUCGAGAGGGGGGUAGGAGGAGGAGAAGCACAGUCCUCCACCACCAGCCACCCACCAACACAUAACACACAUAAGACACCAACAGACACACACUAACACACCAACAGACACACACUAACACACAAACUCUAACACACUAACACACACACAUACAUAACACACACACAAACUCUAACACACUAACACUGACACACUAACACACACAUACA